GCGGCGACUGGCGCGGCGGGUGGCGCGCGUGGGAGUGCGGUCUGACGCAGACCGUGUCCUUGUACUCACUGGCGUCGCCUGGACAGUCCACUGCUGUACGGUGGUGCCAAAUAUGCAAGUUUCAAUAAGAAAGCCGUACGUGGCGGCGGUGACGUUGGUUGCCUUAUUUCUGUUCCUCGUCUAUUGGAGCAAUAAAUCUCACCCUCUGGUCGGCCGCAGCUCACUGGACCCGGAGCUGAUUCAGCUGCUGCGGGAUGAGCUGAUAACCUCACCCUCCGAGCUGGCCUACGAGCUACAGCAGCCCGACGUACCCGACCCGUCCGUCGGACAGUCACAGCUCAUACUGGAGAUACUGGGGAACAAGACGGGCGGCACGUUCAUCGAGUGCGGUGCUCUGGACGGCGAGACGCGCUCCAACACUCUCUAUAUGGAGCGCUACCUGGGCUGGCGGGGUCUGCUGAUCGAGCCCGACCCCAGCAACUAUCAGCUCAUGAUGAAGAAACACCGGCAUGCCUGGACCGUGCCCGCCUGUCUGUCAGGCAGCACCGUAUCCGAGGUAACGUUCAAGCAAGACUUCAACAUGGGUAUGAUUGACGACGGUCUGCCAGCGCGGGGAAAGCCGGCUCGUGGCAAACGAACACAUUACGCCAAGGUGCUGUGUGUGCCGCUAGAGGCGCUCCUUCUGGCGCUGAGAUGGAAAACGGUCGACUACUUCAGUCUGGAUGUUGAAGGGCACGAGUACGCAGUGCUGGCUGCACUGCCGUUUGAUCGGCUGGACAUAAGGACGCUCUCAGUGGAGUUUCGUCACGUGCCUGAGGGUAAAGAGGCCAUCCGCCGACUAAUGGAAUCCAAAGGGUACGAGGUGUAUACGGAAAUCACGCACCACGACGACCUGGCCAACGACUUUGUCUUCCGACGGAAAACAUAGUGCUGUGACCUCGCUGACGGCGUAAGGCGCCCCGGCCCGGGCCGACGACGGCCUCUCUGUGAUGGGUGCUGCGGUGCAGUGUCUGCGGUGUCGUCUGGUUGCGUGAUAAGUUAAAGAGCGUGAGCGGUCAGGGUAACGUGUGGCGUGUGUUUUUAGAUGAAAACUUUUCGGUGCGUGGUUAUGAAAACAUUAGGUUUUGACAGCUACCUAAGUGCAUUAUAGAAAUGGUUUUAAUUAAUAUUGUAUCGUAGCACGCAUUACAAGUAAUAAUAAGGAUAGUAUUAGUUGUGCCAAUGCGAGAAACAUAUGUCUCCUUCAGUCAUAGUCGCCUUCCGUACCAACGAUGUGGUUUUAACAGGCAUUAGUUAUUUAAUGCGAUGCAUACGCGUUGUCGCAAAUAUCUUAGUCACCCGCCCACAUGUUUGCUGUUUUUGCAUGUUCUGUUCAGCCUUUCGCAUGUUUGUUUUAAUUUUCCAAGCAUCGUUUUGUUUUGCCGGUUUGCCUGGCGAAGUCUGUUUUUGGUGUUCGCGCCAUUGUUUCGCAAUCCCUGUUAAUGAGCUUUUUCAUGCCGGUGGCUUGGGCUCUUGUUUUUAUCUAGCCAUGCGGCGCCCAACAUUGAGGGAUUGCUAAGAAUAAUGCGAUAGUCCUGAUAUAUUACACGGGCAUGGAGCAUAUACGAGGAUUUGUACGUGCUUCUUUUAACAGUCUUUCUUGUUGUGGUGCCCAGUACUACCAAAAGCUAAUGUCUCGCAUAUGGGUCAAAUAGUAUAUUUCGGGGGUAUUAUGCGGGUAUAAUGGGUGGUCUGACAUUUAACUCUCCCUUAUGAAGAGUAGCAUGAAUUACUUAGACGGGGCAUAAAAUGACACGGUGAUCUGUCGUGGUGACGAAACAGUGACGACGCAGUCACCUCUGCUAUCAAUUCUGAAACCGACGAGAAAUGUAUCAUUUCUCGUAGAAUACAUUUCUCGGAGAAUGUGGCACUGUGUCCAAUCCACAUAUGGUACUUCAUCUAUGUUGGUCACAAUCCCAACAACACUUGGACUAUUAGUACCAGGGUGAUAAAAACAUUCGUUACAGUAAAUCUCACUCAUUCUGAUAUAAUCAUUAAGGCCUAUUUACUGGAUACGGCCAUAGAUAAUGGACAACAGAGUGCAUUUUAAAAAGAUAUUUGUAUCUGAGAUUCAGUCCAUGGGCAUGCAGGAUUGUUACAAUGUUUGAACUCUCGCCUGACAGCAAUGUGCCUCAGUUCGAUUAGAUGCGAAUCGCAAUGUCAUUACAAGAUCGCCUGUUCAAAUAUAAACUCACACUGUUCGUCAUACUGACGAUCGCGUGCUCCUUUGCCAGCUGUAAGUCAUCGUCAAUUCGUGUAAAUAAAUAGUUCACUCAG
Amphibalanus amphitrite is the source of this 2316-nucleotide messenger RNA. RefSeq names its product protein Star-like. The transcript is spliced from 6 exons. NCBI's taxonomy places the organism in Eukaryota, Metazoa, Arthropoda, Thecostraca, Balanomorpha, Balanidae. The record is from RefSeq and is a predicted model, not a curated record. Bases 113 to 928 code for a protein of 271 amino acids.